AUGUCCAACAUCAUUGCAGACAGGGUCAGAGACAGGACCCUUACUCGAGAUGACUUCAAGGACAUGACCAGUGGCGAUGACAUCAACAGACCUGUUGACGGCAAUACGCCCCUGGGUUAUGCUGUAUUGAAUGGUGAUACCUACGCAAUUCGCCUUCUUCUCAACCACAAGGCCAACGUCAAGAAGAAGUCCCCCAAUGGUCUCUCUGCCCUCCAUAUGGCAAUUGAUGCCAAGGAGAACGCAGCCCGCGUCGUCAAGAUCCUGCUUGAUCACCCGGACAUCAACGUCGAUGAAGAAGACGAUUCCUAUCCCCAUGACACUCCCCUCAUGCGGGCUCUCAAGAAUAACCCGGAUCCUGAGAUCAUCAAAGCUCUCAAGGACAAGGGAGCUUCUGUCACAACCCCGAACAGCAAGGGUGAGACCGCGCUGGAUCUGGCGGAUCGCCUUCUGAACGUCAAGGUGAAGGAGGCUCUCGUUGACCCAGACCCUCUCAACCCAACUGGGACUUCACUUACACGGUUCCUCGUUUCGUCGGCGUUCCUCGCAAUUGAUUACCUCGCACCUAAGAAGCCCAUCCAAGACAGUGUCAUCGAUGCUUUCAGGGUGAUCAACAAAGAGAUUGUUGAGCCUCGCACAGCGGCGCCGGUAUCCGCAUAUCCAACCACCAAGCCAGAAUUGAAAACCAUUUUAGACGAUGUCGUCGCCACUUAUGGCUUGGAGAGCUUCUUUCCACCGGGCAGUCCGGUCCUCGACAGCAUUCUCUUGAAGGCUCAUACGGUCGUGACUGAUCCAAGUCUCGGCCUACGACUUACUUCGGCAGAAGUUGCCUCGUCGUUUCAUAUGGCCUUGUACCAGCCUAUCAUCUAUUGCGAUGACAGCCGCUCUAUGCAAGACGAGAACCGAUGGCCAAACCAGUCCGAGAUCGUCAGUCAAAUUGCCUCUACAAUGAGCUUGUUCUCAACCGAUGAGAAGGGCGCUCACAUCCGUUUCAUCAACAAGGCAAGCGGUGGGGAUAACCUUAAGGGCGAUGCUCUCAAGGCUCAAAUGGGCUUCACUCCGGAUGGCAGCACCAAGAUCGGCACAAACCUGAACAGCAAGAUUCUCGAGCCUUUUAUCUACAGCGUGACCAACGCAGGAGCAGCUUUCGAGCGCCCGAUCCUUAUCAUCAUCAUCACUGACGGGGAACCUAACGAAGAGGCUGUAGACACCUUGCAGAAUGCCAUCAUUACUUGUCAGCAGAAAUUGCAAGCUGCCUUCCAUCCCCGCGAUGCGGUUCUGUUCUCUGCCAACCAAAUCGGCAGCGCACCUCAAGCUGAGAAAUUCCUAAGUGGUUUGAUGGAAGUUAGCAAGCGGCCGGAAUUCGCCGGCGUGCUCCGUGUCUCGGCCGAGAAAUUGGACGCCAAAUUCUCGGAGCUGAGAGACAACAGAACUACACUCCAAUUCUGGAUCAAUGACGUGUUGUUUGGCCCUUAA
Molecule: messenger RNA, 1473 nt
Organism: Fusarium coffeatum
Lineage: Eukaryota; Fungi; Ascomycota; Sordariomycetes; Hypocreales; Nectriaceae
Exons: 3
Coding region: 1-1473 (490 amino acids)
Molecular function (GO): protein binding
Source: RefSeq, a predicted model, not a curated record